GCACGUAUUUUAGGUUUAUUUUCUUCUAUGGAGCAAUACUUGGUGAGAUUUUCAUCGUUGGCUGAGGUUUUUCAUGUUGGUUGGUGUGUAGUAGAAAACAAUAUAAAGAAAUGGCUAGUCAGCAAAAAGGAGAAGAAGAUCAGCCAACUUCCAGCCCCCCUGCUGCUGGUUUUGGGCAGAUGGCAGUAGAACGAUAUCGAAAAAUCAGAGAGCAUGCAGAAACUUAUCCCUAUGUGUGGGCUUCAUACAUCGUUGUAUAUGGCGGUUUAGGCCUAUGGGCCACCUAUAGAUGGAGAAAGCUUCGCAAAACCGAGGACAGAGUGCGAGCCCUUCAAGAGAGGCUACGCAAACUUGUCGAAACUCAAGAGGGUGCCAGCUCCGCCAGGUCUGUUGAAAAGGCUCCAUCAUCCGCUGAUAAAACAACCAAAUAGCCAUCAGCUAUUUCUAUCCAGGCUUUUCCUAUACUAGUUUUGAAACAUAUUAGCUUGGAAUAUGUUUGCAAGAGUUGAUGAAAAUCUCAAAUGGGCAAAAGUGCAAAUACUAUUUUUGGAUAAACAGAGCGAAGAAUUGUGCAUUCCCCAUGAAAUUUCUCUUGUCAAUUUCUUAGAAGCGGUGAAAUCCACCAACCUCUACAAUUUUUGUGUAUGGAGGUGAUUAUUCUGUGUUAAUUCACGGCCUGAACAGAGAGCUGGAUGAAAUGAUACAUAUCUGGUUGAACUGUUUAAUGUCUA
Populus trichocarpa (black cottonwood) is the source of this 731-nucleotide messenger RNA. RefSeq lists its product as uncharacterized. The record is from RefSeq and is a predicted model, not a curated record. The transcript has a single exon. Bases 111 to 431 code for a protein of 106 amino acids. NCBI's taxonomy places the organism in Eukaryota, Viridiplantae, Streptophyta, Magnoliopsida, Malpighiales, Salicaceae.